This is a messenger RNA of Theileria equi strain WA, 2223 nucleotides long. RefSeq lists its product as hypothetical. The record is from RefSeq and is a predicted model, not a curated record. NCBI's taxonomy places the organism in Eukaryota, Apicomplexa, Aconoidasida, Piroplasmida, Theileriidae. The transcript has a single exon. Bases 1 to 2223 code for a protein of 740 amino acids.
AUGAGUGAUACGUUAACGUUAAAUGUAGAAGGAAAAUGUGGUGAAAAAAAGGAUGAACCAAAAUGUAGUUGCUCACCUCAGCCUCCUGGUAUUACUGCAAGUAAGGUGAUCAAUAUUCGCGGUGUCACUAACUUCUCCAAAUAUACCCACAGUAUUCCAAAUGGGACCUUUAAGCUAAGUGGCUAUUUACAAGAUGGAGACAAAAUAGGAUUAACAGGAGCUCCCAUAGAGAAUGUUAAAGAAGUAUCAGUAUAUUACUGGAAUGGAGCUGAUACAAAUCCUAUCCUCCUUGGCAUCACUAAGGACAAUAGUGGCAAUACUACAACUAGCUAUUAUGGCAGGAAUGAUAAUGGUAUUAAUGAUUGGAUUUCUAUGGAAAAUGGUCUGGAUGAACUAGAGGCACUUGAUGAGCAAAAUUGCAAGCUUAAUGAUGCAGUUCCAUUCGAAAUACAAGACUCUACAUCUGGUUCACUUCCAAAAGACUCUAAAUCUCCACCUUCACCUCCUGGUAGUAACUAUACUGUUAAAGCACAAAAGAUAACUGAUAGUAGUGCUAGAGACAGUAAUGGUACCAAGAUUUCCAGGGUGACUUUAAAUGGCAGACCUAUAAACAUUUCUACUCCCCCUGAUGCAACAUCAGAAAUCAGAUUAUACUCCUCACCAGCUAAUAAAAAUGUACCCAUUAUGUUUGAGCUCAAGCCACCUGGUAAUGGAAAUUCUAAAUGGUUCUAUAGUACAGACAGAGAUGGUAAUAGUUGGCAAGAAGACGCUGGAAAUAAUUUCUAUAGUGAUAAUCAACUCACUGAAGCUCUUGCCAAAAAAUUGGAUGCGUUCACUUGCGAAUACCAUAAAGAAGUUACUAUUGAUUUAUCCUUUUCUGGAAACGGGUCCUACUGUUGUGAUGAGCAUGUAGAUAAGGGUAAGAAGAAUGAGGGAAAGGUCUCCGUAAGUGUAGCACAGGUUUCCUGUCAACAUAGAUCACCAUCCAUUACGGUCAAAAAACACUCUAUCACUACGGACUGGAGUAUUUCCGGUAUAAAGUACAAUGAAGGUGGAAAUGGUCAGGUGAGGAUGAUAACCGCUUCUGAGUUAAGCUUCCCCGUUACUGGUGUGAAAACUGUACAUGCAUUCUACUGUGGAGAAGUUCCAAAAUUGAUAUAUCUUGAGGGUGGGCCUUCAGAAGUCAGGGGUAAGUGGUUUGAAAACAAUGGUAGUAACAGUAGAGAUGGGCACUGGACAGAAGUUAAACUCAGUGGUAUAACACCGGGGGAGUUAAAUAAGACUACGGAAUGUCAAGAAUAUAACCAGCUUGUUGAGGAACUGAGGUGUAACAACUAUAGACAAUGUAAUGAUUCUACCAAACCCUUACCUCUAUUAGGUGGUCCUGGGUCUCAAGGACCUGGUGAAAGUGGUGGAGGUGAAAGGAAUCUAGAAGGUACUCAAGGCGGAAGCUCUGAUGGUGAUAACAAACCUGAAAAUCCUCACCAGCAAAGUUCAUUUUCCCCAGUUGCUAAUAAUCUAGGUGAAGAUCAAUUUGAAGGUGGUGCUGGAGUAUCAGGUUCUGAUACUGAACCUGAAAGACAAGUAUCUGGUGUUAAAAAAGCUGAUAAAAAAGAUGGUGAGGAAGAUAGUAAAAGAGAAUCCGGAUAUUUUGAUGAAGAGGGUGAUAAAGAAAAGGCUAAAGCUACUGGAGGUACCACAUCUACUGAAACUCGUACUGAAGUUGCUUCUAGACAUUCUCCUCUUGAAAGACCUCCUGAAGCUAAACCUCCUCCACCAGGUACUGGUCCUGCCGCUCCUGCCGCUCCUGGUAAAGAUGGUGAUUAUGGAGAUACUGGUAAAGCUGAUAGUGUUGGUAGAGAGGCUGGAGCUAGAGCUGGAAGAGAUCCUAGUAAAAAUGGUGAUAAUAGAUCUCAUGGACCUACAGGUGAUAGAGAUGUACUAGCUCCUGGUGGCCCUAGUCUUGCUCAACCUGUUACUACUACUUCUACUCUUCAACCUACUUCCUCUGCUACCGCUGAAACUUAUACUCCUGAAUCAUCUUCUGUUUCUACUCCUACUGUUACUAAUAAAGAAACUGCUCCUCAUGAUGGUGAACCAGCUGCUCCAACUACUCUUACUCCUGCUACUAUUAAAGCCUUACCCUUAUCACAUACCACGAAUGUAUCAUGCCACUCCGUACCUCUUUUUGGACUUUUACUCCACAUUCAGACGCAUAAAUGA